GAUAAACAAAAUCUCAUCUUACAAAUUUGUAAAAGGAUUUUUGAAGCUAUUCAGCAUAAGCAUACAUCGACAGAAAUUUCUUAUAAUGGAAAAGAAAUGGAACAUAAACAAAUUAACAACGUUACCGAGGUGGAAAAUUGUAUUAAUGAGGAAUUCAGUCAACUUAGGGAUAAUGAUAAAAUACUAAAUUAUGAGAUAAAAAAGCUCUUAAUCGGCAUUUGGAAGAUUGAGUUCAAAUGGAUUAAAUCUAAUGUUAAUCCUUUGGUUAAAUGUCUUUUGGAAAUUUCAAUGAAAUGGUAUGACCCUUUCGUUAAUUAUAUUCAUUUAAAAGAUGAACAAAAGAGGUUGGGUUGGAAAGCUUACACUGAUAAACAUGUGAAGGAGGGUGAGUUAAAGAAAUACCUUUUAGAAAAUCUAGAAAAAUAUCUUCCCGGACUUGAAUAUUUAUUUGAAUAUUCUUGGCUUGCAAUUGAUGAUGGUAAUAAUUAUCAUGAGGGUGAUCUCAUCUUUGCUUCAGAUGUUGGUAUUUUUAUCGUCGUUGGAGUUAAAUGGUUGGAUGUAAAUUCGGGACCUGCUGCGAAGAAAUCUAUUGAAAAGGAGGUUAGAAUGUUUAAAGAUUUGGCCGAAAAGAAAUUUAAAGGAAAAUACAUUGCGAUCGUGGGAGCAACGUUUACAAAUAACCCCGACGAAGAUUCUCUAGAAAAUUCUACGCUCGAGUUUAUUGAAAACGAUAAAAUCAUUGCACAAAUUCUUCCAGAAAUUCAUCAAACUCGCUCAAAAUCAAAAACAACUCUAAUUACACAAGAACAAGAGUCUAGCGGAUGGUUAUAUGGUAGUUUAACUGGUCUUGCUACAAUUGCAGCAGCAGGUUAUAUAAUUGUUCAAUCAUUGUCAAAAAGGAAUAACGAGUAA
Molecule: messenger RNA, 912 nt
Organism: Funneliformis caledonium
Lineage: Eukaryota; Fungi; Glomeromycota; Glomeromycetes; Glomerales; Glomeraceae
Source: the annotation of a GenBank genome assembly